Budorcas taxicolor (takin) is the source of this 369-nucleotide messenger RNA. RefSeq names its product urotensin 2 (gene UTS2). Gene Ontology annotation, molecular function: hormone activity. Gene Ontology annotation, cellular component: extracellular region. Lineage: Eukaryota; Metazoa; Chordata; Mammalia; Artiodactyla; Bovidae. Bases 1 to 369 code for a protein of 122 amino acids. The transcript has 4 exons. Gene Ontology annotation, biological process: blood vessel diameter maintenance; regulation of blood pressure. The record is from RefSeq and is a predicted model, not a curated record.
AUGUAUAAGCUGGUCUCCUGCUGUUUGCUUUUCAUAGGAUCCUUAAAUCCGCUCCUGUCUCUUCCUGUCCUUGACUCCAGGCAAGAGUCCCUGCAGUUCUUAGCACCUGAAGAUGUCAGAUCAACUCUGGAUGAGCUGGAAAGAGCGUCUCUUCUGCAGAUGCUGCCAGAGAUGUCAGGCGCAGAGACAGGAGAGGGUCUUAGGAAAGCAGAUCCCAUUACCAACAUUUUUUACCCAAGAGGAAACAUGAGAAAGGCUUUUUCUGGGCAAGAUCCUAAGCUUUUCCUGAGUGACCUUUUGUCCAGAAUCAGGAAACAAUCUAAGAAACGUGGACCUUCCUCUGAAUGCUUCUGGAAAUACUGUGUCUGA